Chrysochloris asiatica (Cape golden mole) is the source of this 1359-nucleotide messenger RNA. RefSeq names its product tyrosylprotein sulfotransferase 1 (gene TPST1). The transcript is spliced from 3 exons. Gene Ontology annotation, biological process: peptidyl-tyrosine sulfation. The record is from RefSeq and is a predicted model, not a curated record. Gene Ontology annotation, cellular component: Golgi apparatus. Gene Ontology annotation, molecular function: protein-tyrosine sulfotransferase activity. Lineage: Eukaryota; Metazoa; Chordata; Mammalia; Afrosoricida; Chrysochloridae.
AUGAUUGGGAAACUGAAGCAGAACCUACUCUUGGCAUGUCUGGUGAUUAGUUCUGUGACUGUGUUCUACUUGGGCUAGCACGCCAUGGAAUGUCACCACCGAAUCGAGGAACGCAGCCAGCCGGCUAGGUUGGAGAGCGCAGGGCCCACCGUGCGAACUGCCCUGGACAUCAAAGCCAAUAAAACCUUGGCCUACCACAAAGAUAUGCCUUUGAUAUUCAUCGGAGGUGUGCCUCGAAGUGGAACGACCCUCAUGAGAGCCAUGCUGGAUGCGCACCCUGACAUUCGCUGCGGAGAGGAGACCAGAGUCAUUCCCCGGAUCCUGGCCCUGAAGCAGAUGUGGUCGAGGUCGAGUAAGGAGAAGAUCCGCUUGGACGAGGCCGGUGUCACUGACGAAGUGCUGGACUCUGCCAUGCAGGCCUUCUUACUGGAGAUCAUUGUAAAGCAUGGGGAGCCAGCCCCUUAUUUAUGUAACAAAGAUCCUUUUGCCCUGAAAUCCUUAACUUACCUUGCCAGAUUAUUCCCCAAUGCCAAAUUUCUCCUGAUGGUUCGAGAUGGCCGGGCAUCAGUGCACUCAAUGAUAUCUCGAAAAGUUACUAUCGCUGGGUUCGACCUGAACAGCUAUCGGGACUGUUUGACCAAGUGGAACCGUGCUAUAGAGACCAUGUACAAUCAGUGUACAGAGGUUGGUUAUAAAAAAUGCAUGCUAGUUCACUAUGAACAACUCGUCUUACAUCCUGAGCGGUGGAUGAGAACACUCUUAAAGUUCCUUCAUAUUCCAUGGAACCAUUCAGUAUUGCACCAUGAAGAGCUGAUUGGGAAGGCCGGGGGAGUAUCGCUGUCCAAAGUGGAAAGAUCGACAGACCAAGUCAUCAAGCCAGUCAAUGUGGGAGCGCUGUCCAAAUGGGUCGGGAAGAUCCCUCCAGACGUCCUGCAAGACAUGGCUGUGAUUGCACCCAUGCUUGCCAAACUUGGCUACGACCCGUAUGCCAACCCACCGAACUACGGAAAACCCGAUCCCAAGAUCCUGGAAAACACGAGAAGGGUAAGCAUCACCCCGCGCGCACCCGAACCCGGGAUCUCGCCGCGCACACCUCGUCUCGAGCGCACCACCUCCCUCUUAGAGGGACCAGCGUCCGAGGGAGGAGAGGACCAAUCAGAGAAGAGUUUGACGCAGGCCCAACGCUUCUUCUCGGGGAUUGGGCAACCUACUGCCUAUCAGGGGCGGGGCUCGCGGGGCUCGACCAAUGGGGGAGGCGGUCGGGUGAGGCCCGUGGCCGCGGUGGUCUCGAUCCGGUCCGCAAGGGGAGCGCCGCCCUACGGCCCGCCGCCGCCGCUGCGUCAUGCGGAGCGCUGCUAG